AUGGCUGCGGGGCUGCAACAUAUUCUACGAAACUGCCCACGGCUACAAGAACUCAACGUCACGAUACCGCACAAACACAUCAACUCGCUGAAUGGUCUCGGAAACGCUACCAAGCCGCUAUAUUCCCUUCAACGUCUGACGAUCCUCCACGCACGUCGCUCUGAAGAUAGUGAUAAGUCCGAGCCGCUCUUGGCUUCCCUCGAAGCGCCCAACCUACGUCACCUCGAACUGCACUUCUUGCACCUCGCUUCGUGGCAUCUUCCCGUGUUCUUGUCGCCCCAGCUGCGCUACCUACACCUGACCUAUCAUACUGAUACGCCACCUCCGUCCCUUCCAUGUGUCCUGGCAACUCUUGGACGAAUGCGUCAGCUGGAGUAUCUCGGUCUAGACAGUGCGAUACCAUCUGCGACGGCGGAAAAACAAGCCCUAUCAACCGGAGACGAGGUGAUACAUCCUGUGCAUAUGCCUUCGUUGAAGGAAGUGAUGCUCUGCGGAAAAGCACUUGAUUGCGCAUCUCUGCUUCGUCACAUUGAUGUACCCCCUGACGCGAAGCUGUCUGUGAUUCCUGGGCAGGGACCUGCGGCGGAAUGGAUUAAUGAAUGCGUACAGCUCUGGGAUAUCGGCCUCCAGCAUAUCCACCGCUCCGGCAAGGAGGUGAUUGAAAUUCGGAUUGGAGCGGACUCUGAUGGCCCGGGCCCCGCAGUCUCGUGCGUCCAAUACGACAAAGGGAACUCUCCGUUCAAUGCCUUCUCAAUGACGCUCGAUGUGACGGGUAAUGCUCACAUUCAGGUUGCGGUCUUGGAAAAGUUAUGCGAUCGUUUGGCAGCAUUGAAGCUCGAGACCCUGCGCAUCGAUACCGUGGAACUCAAAGCCAUCUCCCACCGACUUUGGGACACCGUUCUGGCCUCACACGAUGAACUCCAACACUUGAUACUCGGCGGCGAGGCAGCUUUCGAACUGCUUUCCGAUAUCGCCAGGGACAACGACAUCAUCCCGAACGUGUCGUCGCUGACCAUCCAAGAUAUCGCGGACUGGCGGCAAGAAAUAGUGCUCGAUCUCUGCCUUCAGCUCUUGCGGAAACGCAACGUCUCGGCCCCCUCAGCCACGGAUACCGUUCGAGACGAUCUUUGGCUUCAGCUCUUGCGGAAACGCAACGUCUCGGUCGCCUCAGCCACGGAUACCGCUCGAGACGGCGUUUCGAGAAUCCAAUCGUUAACCAUAAUAGAUCACGAUCGCAUCUGGGGCUAUCCUCAGCUUCGGCGUCUCGAAGAAAAGGUGACGGUACUGUUCAAGGGGCGCUGA
Molecule: messenger RNA, 1302 nt
Organism: Punctularia strigosozonata HHB-11173 SS5
Lineage: Eukaryota; Fungi; Basidiomycota; Agaricomycetes; Corticiales; Punctulariaceae
Exons: 1
Coding region: 1-1302 (433 amino acids)
Source: RefSeq, a predicted model, not a curated record